This is a messenger RNA of Cyclocybe aegerita, 1008 nucleotides long. The record is from the annotation of a GenBank genome assembly. Lineage: Eukaryota; Fungi; Basidiomycota; Agaricomycetes; Agaricales; Hemipholiotaceae.
CAUGGACGGACAAGAUACCUACACCAGCAAAGGUCUCCUCGACUGGGAUGAAACCGACGUUCAUCAGUGGCUUUCAAGCCUGGGGUAUCCCUAUUAUGAACGUCAGAUAAGAGACCACAAGAUACAGGGCGACACACUAUGCGUGCUGGACUCCGAGGUGCUGAAGUCUCUAGGCGUGACUUCGAUUGGCCAAAGACUCUCGAUUCUCAAGGCAGUAUACCACCUCAAACUUGACAACGAAAUGCACAUUGACGAAGAUGAUUAUGUUCCACCUGCUGAGGCGCAUGGUCCUUCUGAAAGUGUGUCGGUUCAUGAAUUGCAUUCAACAGUCAAAGACCAAGCUCAGCGCCUGCGUUCGCUGGAAGAAGAAAACAGAACACUGACAAACGUUAUGGCCUCCUUUCUGGACGAAAUGGUAAAGCUUCGGACUUCUCUUGGUCUAUCGACCGAGUCGUCAAAUGGGAUUCGAAAACAGCUUCCCUAUUCACGAAGUGACAUUCAAGCUGCUACCAGUUCUGAGACCGUUUCCAGCAGUGCAGGCUCAGAUACCAUGGUAGACCAUUCGUCGUCUGCAUAUGCAACUCCUUUAAGCCAGGACACCCCGGAUGUCACCAACAACGCGCGAGUUAGCUUGGACGACCCUACAUGGAAAGUGCUUCCAGCAGCGUUGAAGAAGCACAAUAUCAAAAACGAUGACUGGCAGAGCUAUGCAAUGUUCAUCAGCUAUGGUCCCCCAGGGAACCGGACCAAACGGCGUCUUGAACUUGAUGAGAAGCCGCUCUACCUCUUUAAAAAGCUCAAAGAUGCCAAGCAGAACCCCGCAUUCCUUCUCAAGAACAUGAAGGACCUUCGCUCCCCCUUUCCAGAUGACAGCAGGACACUAACUGCUCCAAAUUCAAAUUCGCCUUUACCCUACGCGAACAGCCCGGGACCAAGUCAAGCUCGGCGACAUCUCUACCCGACUCCGUAUCAAUCAUCGUUCACGCCCGGCUCGCAAAUCGAGCAAUA